CGGACGACUUCUCCCACGCGACAGUUCGCUGGGAAUCGAACAUGUGGGGCUCCACUCUGAGCCUCUCUGACAUCGAGCAGAGGAUCCACGGAGUCACGCGCUUCCUGUCGGUGACUCUGAGCAUCGCCAACGCGCACACUGUGGACUUUUACACGCGCGACGUGUGGACGCGCUUCGUGGCCCUGACGCCGGAAGAGGUCCUGUCUGCCGUCAGCUCCAGCAGUGGCCAGCAGGGGGAGCCAGAGCCCAAAGCUAAAGAUCAGCCCAGGACCACAUUUGGAUUCUGCUGUGAAACAAAUCGCCUGGUCGACAUCCAUGAACUCCUGCAGGCGGCCAGGGCCCACUCGCUCCCAGGCCUCGGAGUGUGCUGGAGCAGGGAGGAGCUGCUGCAGGGCCUCAGAGGGGCCGGGCCUGAGGGGGGCGCUGCACCGGCAGAGACAGGAAGGAGCGACGAAGGUGCUGAGCUGGAAACUGAAGAGUUCAUGAACUCCAAAAAGUCUCAUGAGGUCCAGGCCAUGUCUGAGGUGGUGGCCUGUUUGGCCCAGCGCUGCGGAGUCAAACAGGUGAUAGAUGUGGGCUCGGGGAAGGGCUACCUGAGUUCCUUCCUGUCGCUGCGGUACGGUCUCCGGGUCUACGGCAUCGACUCCUCCAGCACCAACACCCACGGAGCCCAGGAGAGGAACAGGAAGCUGAAGAAGUUCUCCAGAGUCUACCAGAGGCACAGCAAGGCGGCGAGGGACGUCAGAGAGGCCGCGCAUUCCCCCCCGGAGGAGUUAGGAGUGGAAAGAAAACCUGGAGCGAUUGGAGACAGGGGAGUUCCAUGUGGUGCUGCAGGAGGAACCGUGUCACAGGACGAGGAGGAGAAGGUUUUAAAUGUUUUAUCAGAUGUCAGCCCCACAACAAACCCAGCAACCGAUGAGCUCUUCCUUAGCGCCCUGUCAGUGGACGUGAUAGAGGCACCAUCCCCCAGAGUUCCCCCCGGCCAGCUGAGCGAGGAGGAGAGGGAGAGGAGGAAGAGGGACAACCUGGAGAGGAAGGCCCUGAACAGAGGCGAGGGCGCCGCCACCGUCUUUUCUCCCCUCACGUCCUACGUCACCGCCGACACGGAGCUGCGGGAGCUCAUCGACGAGCUGGAGGACGCCGUCGUGGUCGGCCUGCACACGUGCGGCGACCUGGCUCCCAGCACCCUGCGGAUGUUUGUGGCCAAACCGGAGCUGGCGGCAGUCUGCAGCGUGGGCUGCUGCUAUCACCUGCUGUCUGAGGAGUUUGACCCGGACGCACAGGAGUGUUUGCACAGUGCGUGUGGUUUCCCUCUGAGUCGGUACCUCCGCGGCCAGUCCUGCUUCUGCGGCAGGAACGCCAGGAUGUCUGCGUGUUUGGCGCUGGAGAGGGUCUCACUCGGCCAGGGGAUUCAGUUGGAGUCUCUGUUCUACCGAGCGGUUCUUCACGUUAUUCUGAGGGAUCACUACAGCUCCUAUAAAAGUGAGAAGCGAGUGGGGAAAGUUUACUCCAAGGCUAAAUCCUUCGUGGACUACGUUCGUCGAGCUCUACGCCGACUGGAGCUGGACGAAUCAAAGCUCUCGGAUGACGUCAUCCAGGGUUACCACGACACACACAGGCCACGCAUGGGCGAGAUGGACGCCUUUAACAUGUUGAAGGUGACGCUGGCCCCGUGCAUCGAGGGUCUGAUUCUCCUGGAUCGUCUGUGUUUUAUGAAAGAACAGGAGAGCGUCUCCCUCUCGGCGCUGGUGCAGCUCUUCGAUCCGCUGCUGUCGCCGAGAUGCUACGGCGUCAUCGGGCUGAAGAGCCGCGAUGACAGAAUCACGAGCCGAUGAGAAGGGGGGUUCGAUUUUAUGAUCACUGAUUAUAUUUUAUACUUGACUGUUCCAAAUUGUGUAAUUUAUUCACCGUCUGCGACAUCUUGUUUUGUUUUAUUUCAUCAACUGUUUUUUGACGAGCAACAAAUGUCAAGUAUUUUCGGGUCCCGGUCCUCGAGGACAACACACAAAAACACAUGGUCUUACCGCACCUGGGAAACCCGUCCGCUCUGUUUGAUUGAAUUAUGUCCGUCCCGGCCUUUUGUCUUUGCGUUUGAGUGACUCCUGAGAAAACACUGGUUCUUAAGGAGCAUCCUGGGACGGGGGGAGCGUCGUGGGACUUCAGGGAGACUUGGAUCCAGUCCGCUGACAUGUCUGGAAACUCAAUUUCCAGGCUCCCAGACCAGAGGCAGCUCGAUAAAGACCGUAGACAGAUCCUGGAUCCCUGUUUAAUCUUCAGCUCUGUUCUGCUCGGUCUUUUCUCAUUUAAUAAAUCAAGUUCUUCUUA
Platichthys flesus (European flounder) is the source of this 2325-nucleotide messenger RNA. RefSeq names its product methyltransferase like 25 (gene mettl25). The record is from RefSeq and is a predicted model, not a curated record. NCBI's taxonomy places the organism in Eukaryota, Metazoa, Chordata, Actinopteri, Pleuronectiformes, Pleuronectidae. The coding region runs from base 42 to 1835 and encodes 597 amino acids. The transcript has 12 exons.